Messenger RNA from Diaporthe citri, 1188 nucleotides. RefSeq lists its product as uncharacterized. The record is from RefSeq and is a predicted model, not a curated record. Bases 1 to 1188 code for a protein of 395 amino acids. The transcript is spliced from 5 exons. Lineage: Eukaryota; Fungi; Ascomycota; Sordariomycetes; Diaporthales; Diaporthaceae.
AUGACGAGGCUUGAGUAUCAUUGCUCUGUGAAGCACGACGAGCGCAACGGCAACAACAACUUGAUCACAGUCGACCGUGUCUUGCCUGAGACGAAGAAGCCUCAAGGCCUUGAGAUCUCCUUCGAGAGGACCAUUCGCGUUCCCGACAACAAGGAGUUGUCCCACCUCCCUCCUAGUCUCGGUUCCUUCCCACUGUACAAGGUCCAAGACUAUGCCCACCGUCUCCCCCAAAGCAUGGCCACCGCGCCCUUCAUGAUCAAGAUUUACUGCGGAUAUAUCAAUGUGGUGUCAGGCGAGCAUGCCGCCGAGCGCACCGAGACCAAGCAGCGGCGGGCGAAGCUUCUUGAACAAGGUGAGCUCAUCCAAGACUAUUUUGUCCUACCGGAACAGCCUUGGAUCGACAGCGUGGCCAUCAAGCCUGCGGUUCGUCGCGGCUACACAGUUGAAGCUCAGAUCACUGGCGAAGAAGUUGUUGGGGGACUGACCUUUGAGAUUACACCUGGCCUUUGCGAGGAGCCGCCCGCAUGUCCGACUGACGCAGAGGCUGCACUAUGGGUGGUUGAUAUGGGACUGAUAUACGCCGCGCGGAACGCGUCCUCGGUCCACCUGCACCAGGGCGCCACUCUCGUCUUCCAGAGCGCCGACCAGUCCAACAGCGCCGGUGAGAACGGGACGCCAGGCUUCUCGACUUACAGCUUCGUCUACCCGCGCAACAGCUCCAAGCGGGGUGAGCCGCGGGCCCUGCCCAGCUUCGUCAGCCUCCUGUUCAUCACCGAGGCCCUCGGGGACGGCUCCGGCGCCCAGGUCGCGGCACUGGACACGCCCGCAGGUCUCAGCAAGGACCAUUUCUCGUCCUAUGCCUUCUAUAAGGACGACUUCCUGGGCAAAAUCGCUCUAAUCAACCUGAAGCCAUUUUAUAAGAACUCGACCGAGGACUUCACCGUCACCGUCGACCUGUCCCAGUACACCCAAGACCUGAAGUCCCCGGCCCAGCUGAAGCGUAUGACGGCUCCGCACGUCGAUGAAGGAAAGACGGAAAAGACCACCUGGGCAGGGCAGUCUUUUAAGAACGGUGAGCCGACUGGGGAACUUGAUAUUGAGGAGAUCGGCGAGGACGGGUUGGUUGAGGUGAGGGGAAGCGAGGCCGUUCUCAUAUUCCUUGACGGUAGCUCUGUAUAUGCCUCGUAG